Molecule: messenger RNA, 997 nt
Organism: Danio aesculapii
Lineage: Eukaryota; Metazoa; Chordata; Actinopteri; Cypriniformes; Danionidae
Product: chemokine XC receptor 1
Exons: 1
Coding region: 50-997 (315 amino acids)
Biological process (GO): G protein-coupled receptor signaling pathway; chemotaxis; immune response
Cellular component (GO): membrane
Molecular function (GO): chemokine receptor activity
Source: RefSeq, a predicted model, not a curated record
AGUAAAAAACUAAAGCUGGAAAGAGCUGAUCUGUCAUUUCCAGAACACAAUGACUGAUGAGAACACAACUUACGACUACGAUGAAGACUAUGAGGACCAGUUGUGCCGCAAAGACGACGUGGUCAAACUUGGAUCCAUUAUUAUCCCGCUCUUUUUCUCUAUAGUGGUUGUGAUGAGCUGCAUUGGGAACGUCCUCGUCUUGAUCAUCCUGGCGCUUUACGAGAGUCUUAAAUCCUUGACCAAUGUGUUCAUCCUCAAUUUAGCUCUGUCAGAUCUGCUCUUCACCUUUGGUCUUCCGUUCUGGGCUUCAUACUUCAUCCAUGGUUGGACAUUUGGAGAGAUUGGCUGUAAAGCGGUCAAGUUUCUGUUCUACGUGGGCUUUUACAGCAGCGUGUUGUUCUUGACUCUCAUGACCAUUCAGCGCUACAUGGCAGUGGUUCAUCCUCUGUCCGACUGGGAGAAAUGCAGAUGUUUUUCAGUCGCUCCCUAUAUCAUUUGGAUGAUGAGUGGAACGGCUGCGCUGGUCGGUGCACUUCAGAGCAAAGUCAUGAAAGAUCUGAACAACACAUACUGUGAAUAUGAAAGUAUUCCAGUCAAAUCAGGCAUUGCUUAUUUUCAAAAUGCUUUUUUCUUUGCUGCAUUUAUAUUUGUGGGGUUUUGCUAUCGUCGAAUGUGUUUGGCAAUAACAAAAUCUCACUCUCGUGACACACACAGAACUGUUAGACUAACAUUUCUCAUUGCACUGUUGCUAUUUUUCAGUUGGACUCCAUAUAACAUUGCUAUGUUCCUGAGAUCUUUGACCGAUCAGAAUAUCUAUCCAUUUACCAUCUGUGAAGUAAGCAAAACAGUCGACUACGCAUAUUACGUUUGCCGACUGAUAGCUUUCUCACACUGUAGUGUAAAUCCAGCAUUUUUCAUUUUUGAUGAUGCAAAUUUCUGCAAACAUUUACGAAUCCGUCCAAGGAAGAUCAUCUCAAAUAAUGAUGUCUAUGAAUAA